Messenger RNA from Trypanosoma brucei brucei TREU927, 2208 nucleotides. RefSeq names its product leucine-rich repeat protein (LRRP), putative. Bases 1 to 2208 code for a protein of 735 amino acids. The transcript has a single exon. Lineage: Eukaryota; Euglenozoa; Kinetoplastea; Trypanosomatida; Trypanosomatidae. The record is from RefSeq and is a predicted model, not a curated record.
AUGGGUGGUGUGGUCGGCAAGAUACCUGUUCUGCUUCGUGGUGGUAAGACUGUGGAUGGACUUAACUUCCAUGGCAUGGUACCCAUUGAUACGGAAGAGCUUACCGAAUUGUUGACUGUGUUAAACUGUCGAGGAUACGAUACGAAGGUGGAAGUCCAUCCUUUACCUGCUGGCUUUCCCCAUACGGGUGAGGUAUUCAGCACAUAUGAACUUGUACUGAGGGGUAUAGUGCUUGAACGUGGUGAUUUGGAGUUCAUAGGAAAUUAUGCAUCACUUAACAAACUGCAUUUUAUCGAAUGUUCGGGCUCAUGCGACCUGGGUAUGUUGUCGGGGCAUUCGUUUCUUUCAGAGUUGCGCGUGGACGUUGAUGGUGAAGUGAGCCAUUAUAAAGCGCUGCGGGAGCUCCCUUCGUUGAGAACCCUUUGGCUGCGCAACAGUAACAUGACACUCACUGAUUUCUUUCAUGUGGGGGAAGUAGAUACAUUGGAAAGCCUUACCCUUCGAGGAGCGUUGAACUUCAAGUGUCUGGAGGCUGUAGCGAGGUUGCCGCGGUUGAGGGCGCUGGAUUUGAGUGAGACAUUGGUCAAUGAUAAAUGCCUCCACGCUAUAAGCGCCUGCAAAACCCUGCAGCAACUUGGCCUCAGCUCCUGCAAGCGGCUGCGAGAUGUUAGCCCCCUUACUCAGAUUGCCAGUUUGGAGGAGUUGAACCUUAGUCACUGUGAAAAUCUUAAGGAAGUGGGUGCCCUUUACAGACUUAGCCACUUAUUUAGGUUAGACCUUAGGGGUGUGCACCUCACUUAUCGUGUUGUUUACAGUCUAAGCAAGUGCACGGGACUGACUGAGCUUUACGUUUCAUCCUGCGAAGGGUUAUCGGGCGUGGCUUGGCUUUCCAACCUUGAAUCGCUAGGGGAUUUGGAUGUUCAGUGGCGUAAAAACUUGAAGCAUACUGGGGACGUUCUUGCCUGCUUGCCGUUGCUACGAGUGCUGGAUUUGAGCGGCACAUCGAUUAGCAACGAAUCCCUUUGGAAUAUUAGUGAAAGUAAGCUUCUGAGAAGGCUUGACCUCUCGUUCUGUGGCGGUGUGAAAGAUAUAAGCCCGAUAUCAGAUAUUGUAACACUAGAAGAGUUGAAUCUUAAGGGUUGCACGAGUAUUACCGAAGGAGUGGAUAAACUUGGAAAUUUAGUGAAUCUUCAUAUACUGAAUAUGAGUAACACCCCUCUUCAAUCCGGUUUUCUCUACAAUAUCAGCAGCAUCGAAAGUCUCGUGGAACUUGAUCUUUCUUCAUGCUGGGGUGUAGCAUCAUUGGAUUCUUCAGUGCAGACAGCGGUGCGUAUGCGGAAGGGUUCCUAUCCAUUAGCGCGUCACAUCGAAGGCAUAAAUGCGCUUGGAAGGCUCCCGAAACUUCGAUUGCUAAACAUGAGUAGCACUCCCGUAACAGAUGAGUGCCUUCAUGGAUUGCAAAUGUGCAAGAGUUUGGUGUGGCUCAAUCUUUCUUUAUGUGCCAACCUCACGGAUGUAAGUCCCCUUUCAAGUGUCAAAACACUGGAGGAAGUAGACCUCGGUUGUUGUGGAAACUUGAAGUGGGGUGCAGGUUCCCUCCGCCGACUGCCACAGUUACGCAUCCUGGAUUUAAAAAAUACAGUCAUUACUGAUCACUGCCUUGGUGAUGUCACUUACGGAGGGGGCGUGGUUAGUCGAAUGUUGGGACGGUGUGGGAUGGCUGACCUGAGUUUUUCUCGUUGGUCCAUCCGUCGUGGUGGCAAUUUGGUGAGGUUGGACCUCUCGUCGUGCUGGGGGCUCACUGAUAUUGCCCAUCUGACAAGCAUAACCACACUGGAGGAGUUGAGAUUUACGGGAUGCAGAAACUUAAAGGAUGGUGUGGAUGCCCUCGGCCAAUUACCAGUUCUUCACCUGCUGGACUUGAGUGGCACUUCCAUAACCGAUGACUCUCUCCAAGGAUUAAGUACGUGUAGAAGCCUCGUCACGCUUAAUAUUUCGUCGUGCGCUAACCUAACAGAUGUAAGUCCUCUUUCACGGAUUUCAUCACUUGAGGAACUAAACCUUCAGAAAAGCAAACAUAUCAGGAGAGGCAUCGAUGAAUUAGUGAGCCUUCCGCGUUUGUACCUUGUAUAUUUGUGUAGAGCAGACUUUAGCCGCGGAGUCGCAGAAGAGUUAGAAAAACGCGGUAUUGUAGUUAAACAAAUGUAA